This is a messenger RNA of Colletotrichum phormii, 696 nucleotides long. RefSeq lists its product as uncharacterized. The record is from RefSeq and is a predicted model, not a curated record. NCBI's taxonomy places the organism in Eukaryota, Fungi, Ascomycota, Sordariomycetes, Glomerellales, Glomerellaceae. The coding region runs from base 1 to 696 and encodes 231 amino acids. The transcript has a single exon.
AUGCAGUUCACCAUCGCCACCAUCAUUGCCUUCGCCGCCGCCGCUCAGGCCGGUCCCCUCGCCAUCCGCGAUGUCUGCAACUCCGCCCCCUCCGGGCCUACUACCGCCAACGUCGGGCCCCGUUCUCAGCCCGCCGCCGCCACCGCGGACGCCUGCCAGAAGCUUUGCGAGGCUGACUCCGGCUGCCAGUCCUUCGUCUUCGGCCUUCCUCCCUCCGGCACCACCCCUCUCUGCUACCUCUACGCCGUCCCGGCCUCCCAGGUCCCCAAGCAGUCCAACACCAACCUGAUGGUCUUUGACAAGGCUUGCACCAGCGUCCCCACCGCCGUUCCCACCCAGUCCAACACCGGUGCCAACAACGGCAACACCGGCUCUAACACUGGUGCCAACACCGGCAAUGCCAAUACCCGCAGCAACAACAACGGCGAGCAGCCCAAGAAGCGUGCCAAUGUCUGCGGCGCUGCCCCCGCCGGCCCUGCGACCAGCAGCCCCACCCCUCUCCUGAGCCGCGAGGACAUCACCACCCAGGACGCCUGCUUGGCUCUCUGCAAGCAGACCACUGGAUGCCAGGCCAUCGAGUUCGGCAAGCCCUCUGCCAACGAGCCGGUCCAGUGCCGCCUCUUCAACGUCCCGGCUUCCAGCCUGCCCGCUCCCACCAACGGCCAGACCUUCGUCGCCUUCGACAUUGGCUGCUAA